Molecule: messenger RNA, 609 nt
Organism: Paraglomus brasilianum
Lineage: Eukaryota; Fungi; Glomeromycota; Glomeromycetes; Paraglomerales; Paraglomeraceae
Source: the annotation of a GenBank genome assembly
AUGUCUUUAUGUCAAAGAAGAUUCAUUGGAUAUUCGACAUCCAAGAUCCGCACUCGCUUGUUGAGUAGUGAUACAACUCAGCCCGUUGAGGAGGAUUUGCAUGUCGGGAAUACAAAGGAACGAGUGCUGGAUAGAUAUAAACAGAUCGGGGCAAAAUCAGGUCGACAGUAUCCCGAAUUUGUCAAGCGAAUCGCACCCCCUCUUUCCAAGUUACUUGGAAUAACAGUGCGCGCUGAGGGAAUGUCAACGAUUCAACGAGUAUAUCCUGUAUGCGCAAUGCAGACGGAAUAUCAUAGAGAUUAUUAUAUAGACGCAUGUAAAUUACCCGAUAAUUAUCAGACAUGGUUCUCAGUAACGGCGUUACAUCUAUGGAUGGUUAUAGUAAGGUUCAGGCCAGAGACUCAUGGAGAAACAUACAACGAGAUUUUGGUUAAUACGUUUUUUGAAGAUGUUGAGUGGAGAAUGUGUAAUCUUCAUGGUGUUAAACGCGGUUCAAUAGCAACACGGUAUAUCAAAGAUUUCCUUUCCCAAUUCAGAGGGGCCGUUAUGGCAUAUGAUGAAGGAUUAUGUAAAAGCGAUGCGAUACUGGCUGCUGCGCUGUGGAGGUAA